Messenger RNA from Geodia barretti, 3295 nucleotides. NCBI's taxonomy places the organism in Eukaryota, Metazoa, Porifera, Demospongiae, Tetractinellida, Geodiidae. The record is from the annotation of a GenBank genome assembly.
UUCUUGUUUAGUCAGAAACUGCCCUCAAUAAUGGCUGAAGCUCCUGCCGUAGACGAGGCGCUGACACCAGACGAUGCGAGUAAGAUACUGGAGGAAUUACUAGAGGCACAGAACGAGUCGCUUAUGCUGGGUCUGGGGUUGAAUUUGCGAUUACAUGAGGUGGAGGCCAUCCAUGGGAGAUAUUUAGACCCACGCGUACGCCUUCUCUACAUCAUUAUCGCUUUUCUGAAGCAAGAGAAGCCAAGCUGGAGGGUUAUUGUACAAGCUCUCAGGAAUCCCAUUGUCAGCUUACCAGCACUAGCUAGGAGAGUGGAAGAAGCUCAUUUCCCUGAUCCUACCGCAACACAUACACCAGCUUCUGCUCCAGUCAACGAUCCUACACCUAAGUCGCAUCAGUUGAUAUUAGAUAAAAAUGGUGGUGCUCCUGUACCUGUUCAAAUACCACAAGCCACUGGUGUUCAAUUGGAUGCUCAGAUCCAGGAAAUCGGGAAACAAAUUAGGCAGCUCGAGAAAAAGUUUAAUGAGAUGAAGUUUGAAUGCAGAAGCAGUCUGGAGAAGAGAAAUGUUCCUGUUAAGAAAGUCGUUGAUGCAUUAACCAACCUACCAGCAGAUGAUGUUGAGGAACACAGACAGAUUUUGCAGGGGCAACUGAGUGUCUUCUAUCAAGCCACUGAUCAUGCCGAGCUCAUUGGACAGUUGAGCUUCAACAUGAACUAUCUGUCAUACCACUUAUUGGAGUAUGUGAUGAAGGAAUUUGAUAUGGAUCAUGUAAAACCUAAGAUGGAAACCUACAAAUCAGAUCUACAGCAGUUUAGAAAAAGGACACCAUUAACUCUGUUCUGUCGGGCAUUAAAGAAAAAGAAAAUCAAGCUGUCACCAGAAUUUCAAGAGUUAGUUGCUGAGUUUGACUGGCCAGAGAGUGUGACACUAGAAGUUGUGGAGCAGUUUAGACAAGAGUAUGCCUCCCACUAUAACCUGCGAGAGUGUGCCAUGAUGAUUGCACACAUUCGUCCUGGUUCUUUCAUCAUCACCUGGUUCAUACCUGAAUCAGUUGUCGAAAAAUUGAAGAAAAAUGUGCCCAAAGCAAUUCUCAAACGGUAUUUAGUCAUUAAAUUGGUGAUUGCAGGAUCUUGUGUGCAUCGUUUACGUAAACCUCAGGAGACGCUCCCUGUCACUCCAUCAACCAGCAGUGGUCCAGCCAGUGCAGCAUCAAUUGGAGCCACUGGACUAGCUGUUUCAGGAGCUAAACCAUCUGUCGGUCAACCUAAGCCAUCACCAGAGGAAGAUUAUCUGUUUGUUGAGGAGCCAUCUGUUGACUUCUUCUGUCCAGUGACAUACGGUCUACUGCUCCAGCCUCACCUCACUUCAUGCUGUGGAAAACAUCUCUCAGAGGAAGCUGCUACAAGGAUAAAGAAAGAGGGGCGUGCAUGUCCACACUGCAACACUUCUCCGUGGAGCGUAAUGUUGGAUAAGCAUUUCCAGCGUAAAGUGAACUCACUGUCUGUGUUCUGUUGUCAUGAGGACAGAGGGUGCUGGUGGAUCGGAGAGCUGGCUGCCUUUCAUAAUCAUGUCCUAUGUUGUCCCAUGUCAAACGCUACAUUGGUAAUGGAGCUUGUGAAACCACCUCUGUAUGGAGGUGGAGCAACAGUCAGAGUAGAGAGUUUUCUUAAAGACGUGGAUCAUUCGUAUAAUACUCAGCUUGACAAGUUACCAACAGCUUCCAUACCAGCACCUACAGUCAAACCAGGAGAGGUUACAUCAGUUGAGUUGGUGGCCUAGAAAAAAACGGGGAAAGACAUAACAAUGAACUGCCCAUGUGGUGCCCACACCUUUAUCUGCUCUUCAAUGCCAGGAUGAGCCAUUUCCGGAGAAUGAUGUUCCAACAUGUGGUCAACGGUGUGGUAAGAAACUACCUUGCUCUACUCAAGGAGAGCAGCACAUUUGUCGUUCCCAAUGCCAUAACGGACCGUGUCCACCAUGUACAAAAUCUCGUAUUGUGCAAUGCUAUGAGUGCAAGGUUAAAGUACGUCUUGACUGCCAAGAGAUUGACCUAACCGAUCAGCAUGUGUGUUCAAAGUGCUUUAGAAAGCAAUGAAUUGUGGACGUCAUCAGUGUGGCAAACACAACUGUGCAGUAAGUUCUGCUGUGUGCAUUAUUAUUAGCUUGUUAUGCUGAACUAAUCUUCUAAGGAACAGGAAAUGGCACAUUUGUGCAAUAAGAAGUGUAUGAAACGUCUUCCUUGUGGUAACCAUGAUUGUGACCAACCCUGCCACAGUGGAGACUGUAAAGAAUGUACUAAAACAAGUAUAAAAAAGCUCUCAUGUGACUGUGGUGAGGAAGUGAGAGGACAGUGUGGAGCUAUAACACCAGAAUGCAAGAAACGAUGUGCACGAGUACAUGCUUGUGCCCACGAAGUGACCCAUACAUGUCAUAAUAAAGAAACAUGUCCUCCAUGUUAUGCCCAAGUACAGAGAACGUGUGUUGGUGGACAUGAUAUAAAAUCACAUGCAAUGUGAUGUGUGGAAAACCACUCCCAUGUGGACAUGAGUGUCAAGAAGAGUGUCAUGAUGGUAUUUGCAAGAAGGAAUGCAAACAGCCCUGUCUAAUUAAAUGCAAAAAUGGCAGCCAUAAUUGUGUUGCUACUUGUCAUUAUCCACAUAAAUGCCCUUCUUGCAAAGAAACAUUUAUUUGAAAUGUAAGUGUGGUAAUAAAGAACAACGGGCACUUGCUCUUUGUACAAGCAAUGGAAAGACACUACAAUGUGGCACAGGGUGCACUGCACAAGUGGACUCUACUCAACCCAGGAGGGGUCCUGGUGUGGAUUUCGAAGAUUGGGUGAUUGUACAAUUGCAAUCAUUCAUUGAAAAAGCUAAGAAGGUAUGAGAAAAGAGUAAGCAUAAUAAAUAUGUAAGCUGUAGUGACUUGAAUCAGUCAGAGUGCAGUGUAUGAGUGUUGCUCAUUAUUGUGGUCUCUUAUCAUCACUUCUGGUCGAGCUAAUACUACAUAAAAUGAGCAACUCCUGUAUUAAUAAAAAUUUUAGAAGUCGGAGGGACUAAUUCCACCAGAGUAUAAAUUCAAAACUACUUCAAGCUACAACAGAAGGAUCAUUCAUCUUCAAGCAGAAAAACAUGGAUGUACAAGUGAAAGCUUUGACGUUGAACCAAAUCGUUACACAAUGGUUUAUUACAAGAAGUAGAAGCAAAGCAACCCACCUAGAUGUAUAAGUUGUGCUGUACAUUGUGUAACAUACUGAAAGGUACUUAGCUAUUAUCUGUAGUUACAAGAUUAAUUCAAU